Molecule: messenger RNA, 1871 nt
Organism: Zychaea mexicana
Lineage: Eukaryota; Fungi; Mucoromycota; Mucoromycetes; Mucorales; Lichtheimiaceae
Product: Alg9-like mannosyltransferase family-domain-containing protein
Exons: 6
Coding region: 84-1823 (579 amino acids)
Biological process (GO): GPI anchor biosynthetic process
Cellular component (GO): endoplasmic reticulum membrane
Molecular function (GO): alpha-1,2-mannosyltransferase activity
Source: RefSeq, a predicted model, not a curated record
CUGCCUCAAUUUUCACGACCUACUUACACGUGACACGUGUAAUAUAUGCAUCUUUUCCUUACUUCCUUCUGUUUUUUAUUUGAAUGACCACUACUGCUGAUCAACAGCUACGACAGCGCAAUACAGCUCAAUCUACCAAGCAAAAUGACUGUGGCAGCAGCAGCAACACCCACAAGCAUGCAAAAGUAACACAAUCUGCCGCCAUGGCUACCAACGAUCACGAACGAUCAACGACCGGUUCACGCUUUUUCGUGUUUGCCCUGUGCCUCGUCUUUCGACUGAUAAACGCCUAUUUUACACGUACUUAUGAUAACCCUGAUGAAUACUGGCAGUCGCAAGAAGUAGCGCAUCAUAUGGUGUUUGGAUACGGGUAUCUUACUUGGGAAUGGAUAGCUCAAAUUCGUAGUUAUGCACAUCCGCUUAUGUUUGCUCUGAUCUAUAAGCUACUUGCUUGGAUGCAGCUGGAUCAAACGAAUUUAUUAAUUCUAGUACCCAAACUUUUCCAAGCAUGCAUGGCAGCAUUGACGGAUUAUGCAACCUACUCUUUAGCAAAACGCGUUGUUGGCAAUAACAUUGCACCCUAUAUACUGUUUAUAACGCUUUCUUCAUGGUACAAUUUCUUUAUGGCGGCACGCACAUUAUCGAAUGCCGUUGAGACGACUUUUACUGUUGUUGCUCUGAACUAUUGGCCAUUACCAUCCACCAUAACUGAUGAGUAUAAGUCAAAUAGCAGCAGUUGGGCCAGAAACUAUCGUAUAUCCCUCGUAUGGGCGUCACUUGCAUGCGUCAUGCGGCCAACAAAUGCUCUGAUUUGGCUGUUCGCUGGACUUUGGCUGGUGUUCAAGUCUCCAGGCCGUCAUCGAAUUACAGUAUUAGUCAAUGCAGCUACUAUUGUCACAAUUAUUCUGGCGGCCGAUGUCGCUCUUGAUACCUACAUUUAUGCAGGAGGACAAUCCAUCACCAUUCCUCAAGCAGUAGUAUGGACACCUAUCAACUUUCUCAGGAUCAAUGUUCUCCAAUCAAUAUCGUUGAUCUAUGGUGUGCACCCCUGGCACUGGUAUAUCUCUCAAGGCGUCCCUGUCAUCCUAACUACCUUGUUGCCGCUCGCAUUCUAUGGGUACCAUCAUUGUAGCGUUGAUGGUGGCAGUGGAUCUGAAAAAGACGACAAUGACAUUCGCUUUCUGGGCCAACUUAUUACAUGGGUGCUCAGUGUAUACAGUCUCUUAUCCCACAAGGAGUUUCGAUUCAUAUUCCCUAUUGUGCCUUUAAUGCUGAUCUUUGUGGCAGUCGGCCUAUCCCACGUCCCCUUACGAUGGCGGAAAUGGAUUGCCCUUGCCUUGGUAGCCACCCAAAUUCCCAUGGCGCUAUAUCUAUGUCUUUGGCACCAACGGGGUGUGACCGAUGUCAUGCUAUGGAUUCGUGAGCAACAAUACGCUGCUCCAAAGAACACAUCCAUGUCUGUUGGCGUAUUGAUGCCUUGUCACUCAACACCUUGGCAAUCCAUCGUGCAUCGUCCGGAUGUUGCCAUGUGGUUCCUGACGUGCGAACCGCCUUUCAACGAGUCAGACGACGGAUACGUGGAUGAAGCGGAUCGAUUUUAUGCUGAUCCGGUUUUGUUUUUAAACCAAGAAAUCGGACAACGUGAACGGCAGUGGCCAACCCAUCUGGUCUUUUUUGAAAACUUGCUUGAAAUGGACGAUGGCAAAAAUGCAAAACAAGUAUUGGUGGAUAGUGGUUAUUAUGAAUGUGCUCGUUUCUUCAAUAGCCAUUUCCAUGACGACUGGAGACGCCGUGGCGACGUUCUUGUUUACUGUCGUACAUGAGUAAAUACCCUAUAGUAGACACACAACCUAUCGUAUACACCCAAUGGU